UCAGAGCGCUCGAGAAGAAGCAGAAACGCACCGGAUUCAGCAAGAAGCGCGCGCCUGGCACGAGAAGUUCACGGCUGCGCGUCCCAGAGCCCUAGAGGUCACCGACACCCGCUCGUGCGCACUGGUUCCGAGAUGAUGGUGCUGAUCCUGCUGCUCUUUUGGCUCACGGUUCACGGAGCCCUUGGUAUGUUUUCUCAGCAGCCCCAGGACUUGGUGGUAGUGGCUGGCCAACCGGUCACUCUGCCGUGCUCCAUUCCUGGCUACCAUGGUGUUGUGCUGUGGAUCAAAGAUGGCCUGGCUUUGGGUGUUGGACGAGACCUAUCAGGUUAUCCUCGCUACACGGUAAUUGGAGAUCACAGUACUGGGGAACACCAUCUGAGGAUCCAGAGGGUUGAGCUUGCGGAUGAUGCUGUGUUUGAGUGCCAGGCCAUCCAGGCUGCUAUGAGGUCUCGACCUGCUCGACUCACAGUUUUGGUUCCACCAGAUAACCCAGUUAUUGAUGGAGGCCCUGUGGUGAGCCUGAGAGCUGGAGACCCACUCAACCUGACAUGUCAUGCUGACAAUGCCAAGCCUGCUGCCUCCAUCAUCUGGAUUCGAAAUGGGGAGGUGCUAAAUGGGGCCAUGUACUCGAAGACCCUUCUUCGAGAUGGCAGGAAGGAGAGUACAGUCAGCACUUUGUACAUUUCACCAUCCAACAUCGAAACAGGACAGACAAUCAUCUGCCGUGCAUCAAACAAAGCUGUCCCCAAUGGCAAGGAGAGCAGUGUUACUAUUGACAUCCAGCACUUACCUCUGGUGAACCUUUCAGUUGAACCCCAGCCAGUGUUGGAAGGAAACCUGGUGAAGUUUCACUGCUCUGCUAAAGCCAAUCCACCAGUCACUCAGUACAGAUGGGCCAAAGGAGGUCAUGUGAUCAAAGAAGUGUCUGGAGACACCUAUGAAGUUGUAGUGGACCACUCCUUCUACACAGACGCCGUUUCAUGUGAGGUCACCAACCCUCUUGGGAGUACAAAUAUCAGCCGCAAUGUGGACGUCUACUUUGGUCCUCGUAUGGCUGCAGAGCCCCAGUCCCUGCAGGUGGACCUGGGAUCAGAUGCUGUGUUUAAUUGUGCAUGGACGGGAAACCCAUCGCUCACGAUCGUGUGGAUGAAGAGGGGAUCAGGAGUGGUGCUGAGCAAUGAGAACAUCCUGACGUUAAAAUCAGUGAGGCAGGAGGAUGCUGGAAAAUACGUGUGCCGCGCUGUGGUGCCUCGAGUCGGAGCUGGAGAGAAGGAGGUUAUGCUUACAGUGAAUGGACCUCCGACCAUCUCCAGCACCCAAACACACCAGGCUCCUCAUGGAGAGAAGGGACAGAUCAAGUGCUUCAUCCGUAGCACGCCUCCUCCUGACCGCAUUGCCUGGUCAUGGAAAGAGACAGUCCUCGAGUCGGGAACAUCUGGCCGCUACACAGUUGAGACAGUGAGCACUGAGGACGGUGUCCUGUCCACCCUGACAAUGAGUAACAUCGUCCCCGCUGACUUCCAGACCAUCUAUAAUUGCACAGCAUGGAACAGCUUUGGCUCCGACACUGAAAUAAUCCGUCUCAAGGAACAAGGUGGGAGCCAAGGUUCGCCACGCGGCUAUCAUUUGUUGUCCGCAGAGUCUCUGCCUGUGGCUGUGAUUAUCGGCGUGGCAGUGGGAGCUUUCGUCGCCUUCAUCGUCCUCAUCGGCACCAUCGGGGCCUUCUGCUGCACACGCUCUCAGAGAAAAGACGCUCACCUGGUUAUGCCCUCCCUCCCUGCCUCGAUCUGUGCUCAGCAGCGAGAACUUUCAAGCAAAAUUAAGACAGAAAACCUUAAAGGCGUCGUCUCGACCAAGAAUGACAUCCGCGUGGAGAUUGUGCACAAAGACCACAAUGCUGCACGGGAAAAUGAGGACCAUGCCGCCAUGAAGCAGCUGAUGAUUGAACGCGGAGAAUUCCAGCAGGAGUCUGUUCUCAAGCAGCUGGAGGUCCUCCAGGAGGAGGAGAAAGAAUACCAGCACAUCAAGGAUCCCACCAAUGGCUACUACAGCGUGAACACUUUUAAAGAGCACCACGGGACCCCCACCCUCACGCUGGCUAGCACCCAUAACACCACUGAACUACGGCGUGAAACCUCCACAGGCAAGCAACGUGUACCCACAGGCAUGUCUUUCACCAACAUCUACUCAACCAUUGGUGGUGCACCAAACCCUCGUUUGUAUGAGUAUGGCGGGCGCUUCGUCCUGGGCACAGGCAGCAGCUCCAUCGAGCUGUGUGAGCGCGAGCUACAACAGCGUGCCUCCCUCAGCGACUCGGGUUCCUUCAUGGACACUCAGUGCGACAGCAGUGCCAGCAGCUACGCACACUUUGACAAGGACAGCAAGGCCUCAGCAUCAUCCUCGUCACACCACUCGCACUCGUCCUCGCAAAACUCAGACCUGACACGACCCCUGCAGAAGCGCAUGCAGACUCACGUGUGACAACGUCUACAAAUGAUGUCGGGAAGCAGAUCAAGCACACAAGCUCUCUUUUUCUUACUCUUUUUGUCUCUGUAAUGUCAUCAUAAGAACCUCGUACAAUGCAGCUUUGGUAAAGUCUUUGUGCUUGCGGUUACAAUUGCAGACAAGUCAAAUAUCCUGAACUGAGAAGAAGUACCUUCAGUGUAGUACUAGUGAGAAAUGUCUCAGCUACUGUACAGAACGCCAGAACAGGAUGAAACCAUGCUGACAAAAAUGACAAAACACAACCAAUGUGUGGACAAGCAGAUCAUAAAUGAACGAAGGUCUUCAGAACAUGAACAGAUUCUACAACGCUGUUGACAUCUCCAGUCCACGAUGCCUUUGGCAGCAUCAGAAAGACAACAUCCUGAUUCUCUUGUCUUCUCUUGCUCUCUUGUACAGUAGGCCUGUCUGAGUGUGUAUUAU
Messenger RNA from Neoarius graeffei (lesser salmon catfish), 2925 nucleotides. It is a transcript of the gene kirrel3b, whose product is annotated as kirre like nephrin family adhesion molecule 3b. Gene Ontology annotation, cellular component: cell-cell junction. Gene Ontology annotation, biological process: cell-cell adhesion; synapse assembly. The transcript has 16 exons. The record is from RefSeq and is a predicted model, not a curated record. Gene Ontology annotation, molecular function: cell adhesion molecule binding. Lineage: Eukaryota; Metazoa; Chordata; Actinopteri; Siluriformes; Ariidae. The coding region runs from base 133 to 2481 and encodes 782 amino acids.